AUGUUACAAGAACAUUUCUUGACGGUUUUGUUGGGCGCAGCGAUGUCGAUGACGCUGUCUUGUUCUGGAUUUAACCCGGAACGCUCGGCAAAUAUUCCAACUACCUGGAACGUGGUAUCAUCGCUGGAAACCGAGCAGAAGGUUACGGUGGAUCACGUCUCUAGUACGAAAACGGAAGCGACUGAUGCCGACAAAGGCUUGCAAAUUUCGGACACAAAGUUGUCAACGAGGACCAUCGACCAAACGAGUCCUGCGGAUACGACGCGCGAGAAAAGAUUCGGUUUUGGCAUGGAGAAUAUUGAAAGUGACACGCGUUUCCCGAAAACCAAGGACGCUAAUUUUGCAAAAGAAGCAGUGGCUAUGGAAACGAUCUCAAGUUCUCCUCCACGGAAUGUCGUCGUGAUUAUCGCUGAUCCGGGUCAAAAUCAGGAAGAUUUCUGGAAGAGUUUCAAGGCUUCGCGUCUGUUCUCCGUUGAAGGGAUGCUUCAGAGUUGUAACAAUAUCCAAGCAGGCAAGGCAAGAUUCUCUUUGGGCGAUGCACUAAUUCCCGGCAAUAGGGACAAGAAACAUGAUUGCGAACACUUCCUACGUUCAAACAUUGCAACAUUGCUGCUUUGGACUCGAGAUGUUAAGGGAAUGACUACAGGAACGUUAUCCAACGCGAACUUCACUAUUCCAUCGUUGUUCGGAUUCGAAGAAUCGGUAGGGUUCUCAAGAGACUUCGACGAAAUUGAUGAGAUUAACAUGAAACCGGAAGUUCGUAAAGCAAAGCCGGAAAUUCGUGGUGACUGGCACGUUAUCGACUUAGGAAAACCGAUCGAUCGAGUCCCUCCUUUGAUGCCUCCACAAAACGCUCGAGAAGACGGCAUCGCAGGAUACGCUGCUCGUGGUGAUAGGAGCCUGCCCGCACGACGGCAAACCUGUACCAUUCUUUGCACAAGGACCAUCCGCCAAAAUGAUUCGCGAGGCUAUAACAAUUUGGGACGUCCCAACUGCCGUUAA
Messenger RNA from Bombus huntii, 1002 nucleotides. RefSeq lists its product as uncharacterized. The record is from RefSeq and is a predicted model, not a curated record. The transcript has 5 exons. Lineage: Eukaryota; Metazoa; Arthropoda; Insecta; Hymenoptera; Apidae. The coding region runs from base 1 to 1002 and encodes 333 amino acids.